Botrytis deweyae is the source of this 1833-nucleotide messenger RNA. RefSeq lists its product as uncharacterized. Bases 1 to 1833 code for a protein of 610 amino acids. Lineage: Eukaryota; Fungi; Ascomycota; Leotiomycetes; Helotiales; Sclerotiniaceae. The record is from RefSeq and is a predicted model, not a curated record. Gene Ontology annotation, molecular function: catalytic activity. The transcript is spliced from 3 exons.
AUGGUUGAAACAAAUCAAGAGCCCCGCAAAUGGGUUGGUUAUCCUUCUCCAAAAGAAGGCCCUAAUAUACCAUUUAUAAGAACGGAUGACAAGAAUCCUGCAUUCCGAGGGUGGCUUUUGGUGGUAGUUGGAUGGCUUGUUUCCAAAAUUGGGUUCAUUCAAGGUCCCUUAUGGAACAAUGCCAAAAUGAAUGCGUUGAGAGAUAUCAAGGGUUUGGAUGAGUACUUUGAAAGAUGGGAUCCUACAGUAAUUCCACUCGCGAUUGAUUCACCAUCUAAUGCAGCAUUGGAUGGUUCCGAUAUUAAGUCCGUUCCUGUCGUCCCAGAAGACUCGGCUGAACGAUAUCGUUCGGUGGCUGAAUACCACACCCUUUAUCGUACCGGAAAAUUAACACCACUAGCCGUCGCGGAAUCACUUCUCCCCCUGAUCAGGAGAGAUAUUAAUCCGCCAGGAGCUUAUUCCGUUGCUUUUACUGAGAGUAAUGUUGAAGAAAUCCUCGAAGCUGCCAAAGCAUCGACUCUGCGAUACCAGCAAGGCAAUCCUUUGAGUAUUCUCGAUGGCGUUCCCACUGGUGUCAAAGAUGACAGUGAUGUUGCAGGAUAUAGAAGUCACGGAGGAAGAAAAAAGAAUGAUUCAUUGUUCACUGCUGCGAAGGAGUCUACUUGGAUCGUUCAACAAUGGCAAAAUUCCGGUGCUCUUAUCAUGGGAAAACUAAAUAUGCAUGAGCUUGGUUCCGAUACUACUAAUAACAACCCAAAUUGGGGCACUCCAAAGAAUCCGCAUAAUUACCAUUAUUACCCCGGCGGUUCUUCCGGGGGUCCUGCUUAUGCAGUUUCUUCUGGGCUAAUUCCUUUUGCUCUUGGUUCAGAUGGUGGCGGAAGUAUUCGCAUUCCAUCAUCAUUCUGUGGUCUUUAUGGAUUGAAGCCGUCGCAUUCACGAGUUGAGAACACUGGAAGCACAGUUACUGUCAAUGGUCCUCUUGCAUCAACUAUGGCCGAUCUCGAAGUGGCAUAUCGAAUUAUGGCAAAGCCUAAUCCAUCUGAUCCGGUUGCUGCGCUAUUUAGUCCUCCAGAACCUCUUCGAACUGCACGUCCAAAAGUCAUCGGAAUUUAUAAAGAUUGGUUCGAUCGAGCCGAACCAUCUGUUCAUGAUCUAUGUACCAGAUUUGUGGAUCACUGUGAAAAGUCACUUGGUUAUACAGUUGUCCCAAUCACAAUCCCGUACUGUCCUGAGGGUCAGCUUGCCCACGCUAUGACUAUUCUCACGAAUAUGGCCUUACGUGCAAAGAAAUAUCCAUUCUCGGCCUCAGAUUGGCUCAAGGAUGCCACUCCCUCAAACAAGAUACUUCUCACAAUGGGUGCAUAUACUCCAGCUCGGGAUUACCUCCUCGCCCAACAACUUCGCAACCUGCUCAUGCAGCAUCUGUCUUUCCUUUUCAAGAAAUACCCCGGUCUCAUCAUCGUUACUCCUACUACGCCAAUUCCAGGAUGGGAAAUAGAACACGAGGGAGACUUGCAACACGGAGCAUUCGAUCCAAAUAAAAGUCUUAGGAAUAUGGAAUACGUAUGGUUGGCCAAUUUCACGGGUAUUCCGGGCAUUAAUUGUCCAGUUGGGUAUGUGGAUCCGAAGAAGGGAGAGGGUAAAAUUCCAGUGGGGAUAAUGGGGAGUUCGGAGUGGGGAGGAGAAGAAGUCUUGAUCGAAUUUGGGAAGGAGGCUGAAGCUUGGCUGGGAAGGGAAAAUGAAGGGGGUGGAAGGAAAUUGCCGAGGGGCUGGGUGGAUGUUGUGAAGGCGGCAAAGGAGAAGGUGGAUGGAAAAGUGGUUGAGGGAAAUUGA